Spodoptera exigua (beet armyworm) is the source of this 3740-nucleotide messenger RNA. The record is from the annotation of a GenBank genome assembly. NCBI's taxonomy places the organism in Eukaryota, Metazoa, Arthropoda, Insecta, Lepidoptera, Noctuidae.
UGUCACUGUCAAUGUCAGAAGCAGAUUUUAUUGAUUUGUUUCGUGUACGGUUUUUGAUUAUUUCUCUUCUAAUUUCUUUAAAAACACUAAAUAAUCAAUGAAACAUAUGCUUUUGCUCCAAUAACUACAUAGGCUGAAGUGGCCAAAAUGAACGAAGAAGAGAAAACAGCAAUAAUACAAAACCUUAACCUUAGGGUAGGAAAUGAUAUAAAUGAUUUAAAAAGUACAUUACAAAUACAGGCCGAAUUAACAACCAAACGAGAUUUACUUUUAAAGGAUCUAAAUGCAGCCAACGAUGAAGUACCACAAAAACUAGCAGCUGCUUUAGAAAAAGCAGAACUGAAUUCCAGUCACAUUGAUCAAUUAAAAUGUAAAAGUGAAGAAUUAAAAAAGAAAGUAGAAGCAUUCUUAAACAAAACUGAACCAUUGAGAAAUGAGUUUGAUAAACGUUUUGCUGCUAUCAACAAGUUGGAAGAGGUUUUAAUCUACUUGAAAUCAUUUGAGAAAAUUGAUGACUUGAGUAAGCAGAUGAAACAGUCUAAUGACGAUGAGCAGUUGGUCCUCCUGUAUUCGGAACUCAAGAACAUGUGUAUACAGUACCAGAAAGGGCACAGAGCCAGCUAUGUGAAGGAAUACACACAUUACUGGCAUAAUGUACUAAAGGAUAAACUUACCAAAAAUUACGAAGAUGUAUUAAAGCUUCUAAAAUGGCCAUUCUCCGCUCCACCAGAGAAUCCGCCUGCACCCAAAGAAGUGUUGGUGAAAUUCAACAGCCUUACUAAAUACCUUUUCCUUAUAGAAGAGCCUGAAGAAUUAGUGAACAAUAAUGUUACAAAUGAAGCAUGGCAAGAAAAAGGUCCAUGUCUUCCAGUAAGAGUGCUGCUAAGGCCUCUCAAAAAGAGGUUUCAGUUCCACUUCACGGGCUCCCGACAAACGGCUCGCAUUGACCGGCCGGAGUGGUUCCUUACACAAACCCUCACUUGGAUUAAGAACCACCAAGGUUUUGUGAAGCACCAUGUCCAGCCCAUCGCUGAUAAACUUGAACUGAAAAAUGUUUAUGCAGUGGACGAAUUCAAUGCCGGCCUCAUAGCGUUAGCAGCAGAAAGACUUCAUACAGUACUAGCAUUGUAUCACACACAAAGCUCUAAAGGCGAGAUAGCAGACGUGGAUGCGGCGUUCGCUCACGCCGUGGACGAAACACUAGGCUUUCAUAGAGAACUAGUGGAGAUUACUGGGAAAGAUAUUAAUACUGUGCUCUCAGUAUUGACGAAAGUGGAAACUUUCUUAAGAUGGCAGACUGUGGAGAAGAAAUAUGCCCUAGCAAAGAUGGACGAGAUCCUCGAGUCUCCACAAUGGAGUGAGGGUGUAGGUUCAGGCGCUGGGGCAGCCACGGGCGCCGCGCUAUGGAUACCACGCGCCGCUGACUGGUUCGUCACGCUACUACGAACUAUCGAGGACAGAUAUAAAUUACUACCGCAACCGGGACAUAGGUUAAACUUCCUCGAACUGCAACUGGAACUGGUAGAAGAAUGGCGUAUCCGUCUCACUCAGUUGUUGAGUGCCGGCUUAGAUUCCCUUCACGUGGAUUCCUUCCUAUCGGCGGAUGCGACGUCACACCCAGUGACGGCUGUCAUUAAUGCUGCGCAUCAUACAAUGACUGUAUUGCUACAAUGGGCACAUUCUUUGCAUUACCUGCAACUACAUUUCUACCGGCGUCAGUUCCACAACUUCACUCAGCAACAGCAUCAUGAUGAAGAGUUCAGUGAGGAGACCACAGAUACUGAUUACACUGAGUCCGAUGAUACACCCGUCAAGAAGAACAAAGAAAUUUCUGCACAAGCAUUAUCUUUGAUGGAAGUGGAGUUGCAAGCUAAGAACUUGGCGCUCAGUGAAGUGUCUCGGAGGAACUCACUGGUUGUUGAGCUAAACCAGUAUGACAUUACAAUGCCCAUAGCUAACCCAGCGGUGGCCGAGCCUUUAACAGGCGAAGACGAGGCCGAAGAAGCGGGCGUAUUCGCUGAAGCUCCCGCGUUACUAGCGCGGCUUAGAGACAGUGGUCUCGCGUCUCUAGCUGAACAUAUAUUGCUUGAGUUCAAAGCCGGCUUGAAGGACUAUAAGCGGCAAAAAUGGCACAGCCUAGUAGUAGUGGAGCAACUAGCGCUGUGCGUGUCUAGUUCGCUGUGCCGGCCGCUGGCGGCGCUGUGUGCGCGGCUGGCCCGCGCCGCGCAUGCGCUCGCGCCGCCCCUCACUGCCAGGCUCAGGGCACAUCUUGCUGAUAUCGUCGACAAUUAUAUUUUCGAGGAGAUAGUCCUAGAGAGUUGGUUCAACACGGGCGGUACGAUGCAGUUCACGUAUGACGUCACACGGAACUUGGUUCCUGCGUUCGCUCCACCUAACAAAGUGGCUACCGAAGUUUACCAGUUACCUCGAUUACUAGAGGCCUGCAAAAUCCUAAACCUAGACUACGAUGACGCGCGCCGUCUCCGAGCUUGCCUUACGAAACAGUCAGCGGCUGCGGAGGAACAUUUAGAUAAUCAUAAAAUCCGCUUCAUAACACCAGCACAAGUCCUACAGAUCCUCAACCAGAGAACUGACCUCAGUGAUGCUUCCAGCCCUUCGUCAGUAAUGGAGUUGUUCUGAAGAUACGAAGGAGGAGGCAUCUAAGGAACUUGCCCUUAACGUAUGGCAUGUCCAUCCAUCGAACCACUAUUUCAAUCCAUUGAUUAUUAUCCUUUUUUAGCUGACACACUAUUUAUACUUCGUUUACUUCCAUAAAGCAUUAAAAUGAAAAGUCCUGCGACCUCCCUAAUAUCUAUUCUAUACAUAUGUUGUCUUUCCGAUGAAAUUUAUAAUAAAUUAAUGCUACGGUCAUACGGAAAAAAAUUGGUGUUUACAAGUCUAUUGACGAGAAAACUAAGUGUGGGAGACCCAAGGCCCAAGCUUCGGUACGAAUGAUCGGCUCGACCGGAGUGAAACCACGGUCUCACAGAAAACCGGCGUGAAACAACCACAGCGUUGUAUUUCGCCAUUUUACCGGAGGUCCAUUCCUUCUGCUCCCCACUUCACUCCCCAAUCCCUAAAUUAUUUUCGAAGCCUUAAUCCCCAAAAGCCGGAACCGCAUUCGUAACUCCUUUAGCGUUUUGGGAGUCCAUGGGCAGCGCCUCUCACUUACCAUCAGGCAAUCAGUCUGAUCGUAUUUCCACUUAUCACAUAAAUAACGCAGUUCCAUAAGUCUAUAGAACAUCAAAAUAUGUUUAUCCGAUAAUAUGGCCGUAGCAUUCGGAAGUCCGGACGCGGUAAUACAAUGAAGGUCGCAGGUAUUUAGUAUCCUAAAUACUCCUAAUGUUUCCGCGUCAUAUGAUCCUUAACUCUUACUAAUAACGUAAUGUAGAAUCUAUGCACGUACCUACCUAUCUAAAAAUAAGGAUUUAGUCGAUAACUUGAAAAAUGAGUAUGAUAUAUUAAAAAAUGGCCUUAUAAAAAUAAAUAACAAUGUGAGCUUGAUGGCCGGUUUACGGUUUUGUUGUUUGUCGUAUUUAGGUUUUUAUUUAGAAGUACUUACUAUGAGUUUGAUUUGUUAGUGGCCAAUAUUUUCAUUCAUGGUAAAUCGUGAGUGAAUUCCUAAACAGCUCGACCGAUUUUAAUGUUAUUAUGCUCACGUUUAAAGGUUCGACUGCACGGUUGGCACGGUGGCUGGGAAACUGGCUACCGCGCAACGUGUCGCAGGUUCAGUUUCCGCA